Messenger RNA from Neofelis nebulosa (Clouded leopard), 7092 nucleotides. It is a transcript of the gene ARHGAP21, whose product is annotated as Rho GTPase activating protein 21. NCBI's taxonomy places the organism in Eukaryota, Metazoa, Chordata, Mammalia, Carnivora, Felidae. Gene Ontology annotation, molecular function: protein binding. Gene Ontology annotation, biological process: Golgi localization; signal transduction. The record is from RefSeq and is a predicted model, not a curated record.
GCUGACGUUCCAGCCUUCGAGACCCACUCGGAUUCCUCCUGGUCUGGGAGUCACGCCGAGGAGGAGGGGGACCGCGGUCUGCAGUUGGCCUCGUUAGCUGCCGAGAAGACCCAUCGUCUUUGUUUUUCAAGUCUUGAGAAAUGGACGAAGACGGUGAAGUCAGUUGAAGUCCGGAGAAAUAAAUCAUCGGGGCGUUUUGAAGGGGCUUCAUCAAAACAUUUCAUUCCCUGGCACGUUACUUGUUUCACCAGCCCUGCACCUCCGGGAGCCUGGUGUGGAAUUCUUCCCUUUUUGGUGUGUGGUAGCAUUCCUCCCCCCAAUGUGGACUCCAAAGGGUUGGUCCCUUCUUUGUCAUUUGAAAUGAAAUGAUGGCCACACGUCGGACUGGGCUACCGGAGGGAGAUGGUGACAAGCUCAAGGCCUGUGGGUCCCCCACGUGUGAGGUAUCAAAGAGUAAAGAUGGAAAAGAACAAAGUGAAACUGUAUCACCAUCCGAAGAUGAAACAUUCUCCUGGCCAGGUCCCAAAACAGUUAUGUUGAAAAGAACAUCUCAAGGCUUUGGUUUUACAUUGAGGCAUUUUAUUGUUUAUCCCCCAGAGUCUGCAAUUCAAUUUUCAUAUAAGGAUGAAGAAAAUGGCAACAGAGGAGGAAAACCAAGAAACCGCUUGGAACCAAUGGACACCAUAUUUGUUAAACAGGUUAAAGAAGGGGGACCUGCUUUUGAAGCUGGAUUAUGCACAGGUGAUCGAAUUAUAAAAGUCAAUGGAGAAAGUGUUAUUGGAAAGACCUAUUCCCAAGUAAUUGCUUUAAUUCAGAACAGUGAUACAACAUUGGAACUUAGUGUUAUGCCAAAAGAUGAAGACAUUCUCCAAGUGCUACAGUUUACAAAGGAUGUCACAGCUCUGGCGUAUUCUCAAGAUGCCUACCUGAAAGGCAAUGAAGCCUACAGUGGAAAUGCCCGCAAUAUACCUGAACCCCCACCAAUUUGCUAUCCCUGGCUGCCAUCUGCCCCUUCAGCCAUGGCACAGCCAGUUGAAAUCUCUCCUCCAGAUUCAUCAUCGAGCAAACCACAAACCACUACGCCAGUACUGACGCAGCCUGGCAGGGCCUAUAGAAUGGAAAUACAAGUGCCUCCAUCACCAACAGAUGUUGCAAAGUCCAACACAGCGGUGUGUGUUUGCAAUGAAAGUGUAAGGACUGUCAUUGUACCUUCUGAGAAGGUUGUAGAUUUGUUAACUAAUAGAAACAACCACACAGUUCCUUCACAUAGAACUGAAGAGGUGAGGUAUGGCAUAAAUGAGCAGACCGCUUUGAAAACAGUGUCAAGAACCACAUCGCCACCAUCAUCAGUUCCCACUGCCCAUCUGAUUCAUCAGACGACAGGCUCCAGAUCAUUGGAACCUUCUGGAAUCUUACUUAAAUCCGGCAAUUACAGUGGACAUUCAGAAGGAAUCUCAAGCAGCAGACCUCAAGCUGUGGAUUCUCCUUCUGUCUCUGUUAAUCACUAUUCUCCAAAUUCCCAUCAGCACAUAGACUGGAAAAACUAUAAAACUUACAAAGAGUAUAUUGAUAACAGACGAUUGCACAUAGGCUGUCGGACGAUUCAAGAAAGACUAGAUAGUUUAAGAGCAGCAUCUCAGAGCACAACGGAUUAUAACCAGGUGGUACCAAACCGCACUACUUUGCAGGUACGACGUCGAAGCACCUCUCACGAUCGAGUGCCGCAGUCUGUUCAGAUCCGACAGCGCAGCGUGUCCCAGGAGAGGCUGGAGGAUUCUGUGUUGAUGAAGUAUUGCCCACGAAGUGCGUCUCAAGGAGCGCUGACAUCUCCGUCUGUUAGUUUCAGUAAUCACAGAACUCGUUCAUGGGAUUAUAUCGAGGGACAGGGCGAAACCUUAGAAAACGUCAGUUCUGAAGGUCAAAUACCCGAUUCAAAUGGAGAGCGAAAACAGACUUAUAAGUGGAGUGGAUUUACCGAACAGGAUGAUAGACGAGGUAUUCAUGAAAGACCUCGACAGCAAGAAAUUCAUAAGUCUUUUCGAGGUUCAAAUUUUACCGUGGCCCCGAGCAUCGUUAAUUCUGAUAACAGGCGAAUGACUGGCAGAGGAGUGGGGUCUGUGUCUCAGUUUAAAAAAGUGCCACCAGAUCUGAAAACACUGCAGUCCAACAGAAAUUUUCAGACUACCUGUGGAAUGUCAUUGUCUCGAGGUAUUACACAAGACAGGUCACCUCUUGUGAAAGUCCGAAGUAAUUCUCUGAAAGCGCCUUCUACGCACGUCACAAAACCAUCGUUUAGCCAGAACUCACUUGUCUCUGUCAAAGACCAAAGACCAGUAAAUCACUUGCAUCAAAACAGUCUAUUGAAUCAGCAGCCGUGGCUGAGAACCGAAAGUGCCCCGGAUCACCAAGUGGAGACGGGGAAACCCCCCUCUUUACCUGGAGCUUCCGUUAAGCCUAUCCCUCAGAUGAGUGAGAACUACGGCGCUUCGGAUUUAGAAUUACUUGCCCCUCAAAGAAAUCAAGAUUUAACUCUGCAAGAGGCUGAAAUGCAGGAAUCGAAUACCUUAGAUAAUAAAGAAACUGUCAUCCUAAGAGAAAAACCUCCAUCUGGCCGCCAAACACCACAGCCUUUAAGGCAUCAGUCUUACAUCUUGGCAGUAAAUGACCAGGAGGCCGGGUCAGACACCACCUGCUGGCUGCCUAAUGAUGCGCGCCGAGAGGUCCAUAUAAAAAGAAUGGAGGAAAGGAAGGCCUCAAGUACCAGCCCACCUGGGGAUUCCUUGGCAUCAAUCCCGUUUAUAGAUGAACCAACGAGCCCCAGCAUUGAUCAUGACCUUGCACACAUCCCUGCUUCGGCUGUCAUCUCAGCCUCCACUCCCCAGGCACCCCAGGCGCCCCAGGCACCCUCCAUAGCAACGGUCCCACCCAGUCUCACCACGUCGGCUCCUUUAAUUCGCCGCCAGCUCUCCCAUGAUCAGGAAUCUGUCGGCCCUCCCAGCCUAGAUGCCCAGCCCAGCUCAAAGACCGAAAGAUCAAAAUCCUAUGAUGAGGGCCUGGAUGAUUACAGAGAAGAUGCAAAAUUGUCCUUUAAGCACGUUUCUAGCCUGAAGGGAAUCAAGAUCAUAGACAGCCAGAAGUCAUCAGAAGACUCUGGGUCCAGGAAAGAUUCUUCCUCAGAGGUUUUCAGUGAUGCUGCAAAGGAAGGAUGGCUCCAUUUCCGACCACUUGUCACCGAUAAGGGCAAGCGAGUUGGUGGAAGUAUUCGGCCGUGGAAACAGAUGUAUGUUGUGCUUCGGGGCCAUUCGCUGUACUUGUACAAAGAUAAAAGGGAACAGAUGACUCCGUCUGAAGAAGAACAGCCCAUCAGCGUCAAUGCUUGCUUAAUAGACAUCUCGUACAGCGAGACCAAGAGGAAAAAUGUGUUUCGACUCACCACAUCAGACUGCGAGUGCCUUUUCCAGGCCGAGGACAGAGACGACAUGCUAGCGUGGAUCAAGACCAUCCAGGAGAGCAGCAACCUCAAUGAGGAGGACACUGGAGUGACUAACAGGGAUCUAAUUAGUCGAAGAAUAAAAGAAUAUAACAGUCUGAUGAGCAAAGCAGAACAGUUGCCAAAAACACCUCGCCAGAGUCUCAGCAUCCGGCAGACUCUGCUUGGUGCUAAAUCAGAGCCAAAGACUCAAAGUCCACACUCUCCCAAGGAAGAGUCAGAAAGGAAACUUCUCAGUAAAGAUGAUACCAGUCCCCCAAAAGACAAAGGCACGUGGAGAAAAGGCAUUCCAAGUAUUAUGAGAAAGACGUUUGAAAAAAAGCCUACUGCUACAGGAACGUUCGGUGUCAGACUAGACGACUGCCCACCCGCACACACCAAUCGGUAUAUUCCAUUAAUAGUUGACAUAUGUUGCAAAUUAGUUGAAGAAAGAGGUCUUGAAUAUACAGGUAUUUACAGAGUUCCUGGAAAUAAUGCAGCCAUCUCAAGUAUGCAGGAGGAGCUCAACAAGGGAAUGGCGGAUAUUGAUAUACAAGACGAUAAAUGGCGAGAUUUGAAUGUGAUAAGCAGUCUACUAAAAUCAUUCUUCAGAAAACUCCCUGAGCCUCUCUUCACGAAUGAUAAAUAUGCCGACUUCAUUGAGGCCAACCGUAAAGAAGAUCCUCUAGACCGUCUGAAAACAUUAAAAAGACUAAUCCACGACUUGCCCGAACAUCAUUACGAAACUCUUAAGUUCCUUUCUGCUCAUCUGAAGACAGUGGCAGAAAAUUCAGAAAAAAAUAAGAUGGAACCCAGAAACCUAGCAAUAGUGUUUGGCCCAACUCUUGUGAGAACAUCUGAAGAUAACAUGACCCACAUGGUCACUCACAUGCCAGACCAGUACAAGAUCGUAGAAACGCUUAUCCAGCACCAUGACUGGUUUUUCACAGAAGAAGGUGCUGAAGAGCCUCUUACAACAGUGCAGGAGGAAAACACAGUAGAGUCCCAGCCAGUGCCAAACAUAGAUCAUUUACUCACCAACAUUGGAAGGACAGGAGUCUCCCCUGGAGAUGUAUCAGAUUCAGCUACUAGUGACUCAACAAAAUCUAAGGGCUCGUGGGGAUCUGGAAGAGACCAGUACAGCAGGGAACUGCUCGUGUCCUCCAUAUUCGCGGCCGCUAGUCGCAAGAGGAAAAAGCCCAAAGAAAAGGCGCAGCCCAGCAGCUCAGAAGACGAACUGGACAGUGUGUUUUUUAAGAAAGAGAGCACAGAACAGUGUCACAAUGACCUUAAAGAGGAGUCCAAAAAAGAGAGUGAGGCAUUGUGCAGAAAGCAAAGGCUCGUCCUUUCCAAAGAAAACAGCGCCAAGAAGGACAACGGUGCCCCAAAAGAUGAAAAGACGCCCCCGCGGCAGGAGAGCGCGCCGUCGGAAGAACCCUCACCUCCGCACAGCUCGAGGCACAGCAAGUCUCCGACGCUGAGCGGCCGCUUCCCCUUGCUGAGAGACAGCUCCAGAUCCCCGGCCGCGCACAAGUCGUCCCCCCACUUGGAAGAGCCGGGGUCCGACUCUGGCCCUCUGCCCAGCACUUCCUCGCAGGCUUCUCCGGCCAGGCCUCCCACCAAGACGUCCACCAGCCCGGAAAGCAAACGCGGCGAGGUUCUGGCCACCGUAGGCACCGCCACCUCCGACUGUUCCGCCGCGCCACCCACCGCGUACCCGGCCAGCCUGGACUGCAGCCGGCUGAGCCCCGACGUGCGCUCCGUGGCCGAGAGCAAGGGGGACGAGGCGGACGACGAGCGCAGCGAGCUCAUCAGCGAGGGGCGGCCGGUCGAGACGGACAGCGAGAGUGACUUCCCCGUGUUCCCCGCGGCCCUGGCCCCUGACAGGCUCUUCCGGGGAAAGCUGCAGGAGGCCGGGAAGGCGAGCCGGAGGAACUCGGAAGGCAGCGAGGUCAGUUGCACGGAGGGAAGUCUGACACCGAGCCUGGACAGCCGAAGGCAGCUCUUCAGCUCCCACAAGCUGAUCGAGUGCGACACCCUGUCCAGGAAGAAAUCGGCGCGGUUCAAGUCCGACAGCGGCAGCCUCGGGGAUGCCAAGAGCGACCGAGAAGCCCCUGCCAUAACCCGGGUGUUUGACGUCAUGAAGAAAGGAAAGUCGACGGGCAGUUUACUGACACCGACCCGAAAUGAAUCCGAAAAACAGGAGCCCACUUGGAAGACCAAGAUAGCAGAUCGGUUAAAACUGAGACCCCGGGCGCCGGCCGACGACAUGUUCGGAGUAGGAACCCAAAAAGCGAGCGCCGAGGCGGCCAAGAGGAAAAACAUCAAACGGCGGCACACGCUAGGAGGGCACAGAGAUGCCGCCGAGAUCAGUGUUUUGAAUUUUUGGAAGGCGCACGAGCAGGGUGCGGAGAGGGAAUCCGAACUUUCAGCUGUGAAUCGGUUAAAGCCCAAGUGCUCAGCCCAGGACCUCUCCAUCUCAGACUGGCUGGCCAGGGAGCGCCUGCGCACCAGCGCCUCCGACCUCAGCAGAGGGGAGACCGGGGGCCCCCAGCCCGAGAGCUCGCACGCCUUGGAAGGAGCCACGGCCCACGCACCUUUGUCCUCCCAGGCCAACGCGGGCGGCUCUCCCGGUACCUUGGCUUCAACCAACAGGCCCCUUCUUUCCAGCCCACCCCAGUCACCUGACCAAAUAAAUGGAGAAAGCUUCCAGAACAUGAGCCAACACGCUAGUUCUGCAGCAUAUAAUGCCCAGCCUCCUCGACUGUCUGAAACCCCGGGCGAUAAAGCACAGUUGCAUCCCUGUCUUUAAACUGGGGUAUGUCCUCCAUAGCAAAUAAAAAAAAGCUACUGUUACACGUUCCAGUAACUCUGUAAAUAUUUUCUUGUACCAGAAUUGUUAUUAUGCAGCCUUCAUUUGGGCUGGUUUCAUCAUUUUGCACUGUGGAAUAGCUUUACAGUGCAUUACUACAGCCAGAAGAACAUAUAUAUAUAUAUAUAUAUAUAUAUAUAUAUAUAUAUAUAUAUAGGAUAGUUGUAUACAAAUGAGCAAGGUAUUUGUUGCAACUUACUACAUAGUGUAUACCCAAGAUUACUGAAGAAAAUAGCUGGCAUUAUUAGUAUGCAGCAAAUUUGUUCUUUUGGUUUCAUCACUAACAAAAGUGCCUCAUCAUAAAAAUCCAUUUGGUUAUUAGGGUGCCAUAUUGUUAAAAUUAGAUAACUUACAUUGAAUAAAUGAACGCAUUUUAUUGGUAACAAAGUUCAUUACAUUUACCAGUUUUAACACAGGUGGAUACGGAACUUCCAUUCUUUAGUCAUUCCAGGUGGAUCUCUGAGUUUUAUAUUCAAACUUUUAAUACAGUUUUUGAGUUUUGUGUGACUUGAAUUUUUAAUCUUUCUGUAAAAUACGUAACUUAAAUGAACAUAUUAUAUGUGUAUCUUUUCUUCAGAUACCAGAUUUGAUAUAAAUGUUGUAACAUAGGUGUGUAGAUAGUGACCUGGACGGAACUGGCUUCUUUAUCGAGAAGAAUAUAAUUCUGCAUGAGGACUUAAUGAAUCCAAACCUGUGUCAUGCCUGUGUGCAUACCCAAUUAAACACUGGAAAUAAAAAUUGUUUUGGUGAA